Messenger RNA from Salvelinus namaycush (lake trout), 2716 nucleotides. It is a transcript of the gene zdhhc24, whose product is annotated as zinc finger DHHC-type containing 24. Gene Ontology annotation, cellular component: endoplasmic reticulum; Golgi apparatus. Gene Ontology annotation, molecular function: protein-cysteine S-palmitoyltransferase activity. The transcript is spliced from 3 exons. Gene Ontology annotation, biological process: peptidyl-L-cysteine S-palmitoylation; protein targeting to membrane. NCBI's taxonomy places the organism in Eukaryota, Metazoa, Chordata, Actinopteri, Salmoniformes, Salmonidae. The record is from RefSeq and is a predicted model, not a curated record. Bases 257 to 1150 code for a protein of 297 amino acids.
UGACAGCUCCAUUUCAUUUGUUUAAUGAAGACGCAUUUGGUGAAAAUACCACCAGCGCUUAUCCACACACCGAUUAAUGUUAAUGACAACAAACAAAUUGUAGUUUAGUUUAUUUUACUCACUAAAUCGCUAACGUCAGCAUCAGAUCACACACACACACCCCUUUUCAUUCGCCUGUCAGAUAUCGUGUUAGUUAAAAUCAAAACAGAGUGGAGACAACAAGGAAGCAUAGAGAACACAAGACCGACAAGGCACCAUGACGUGGUUUAGCUUCGCAGGUCGGGUGUGGGAUCGCGUGGAGAAGACGUGUCUCCACCUGCCCAUCUUUCUGAACACCGUUCUCGUGUUCUCCAUCACGGCGGAGGUGAGCUACCUGGUCCUGGUCGAGGCGCCGCUCCAACCGGACCAGAAGAAGACCCAGUGGUCUACCGUGUGGAAGACUCUGCACCUCCUCGUGCAGUACUUCAUGUUUGGCAACAUCACAUGGAACGCCUCGCUGUUUCUGAAAACCAGCCCCAGCAUUCAAGGAGUGUUCCUGGGCUCAGAAGGCAUGGCACAAGGCUGGAGGUACUGCUACACAUGUGAGACCCACACUCCUCCGCGGUGCUCCCACUGCUAUGACUGUAAGGUGUGUGUUCUGAGAAGAGACCACCACUGUGUGUUCUUCGGCCAGUGUGUGGGCUUCCGUAACUACCGCUACUUCCUCAGCUGUCUGCUGUUCAUGUGGACGGGGCUGCUGUACGCUGUAGUGAUGAACGCUGAGGUCUUCAUCAUCAUCCUGAAGGAAGGAGUCACGCUGCACAGCAUCCUGCUACUUCUCAUGCCCUGGAUCAUGCUCAUCUCUGGUCAGGUGACAGCACGGGCCUUUGCCUUUGCCUUCAUCGCAGACACCUGUGUGUUGGGCUUCCUGCUGGUGGCAGCCUUCCUCUUCUUCCACCUCUUCCUCCUCCUGCGAGGCCAGACCACCAGAGAGUGGUACUCCAUCCGCAGGCCCUACAACCUGGGAUUACUGGGCAAUUUGCGGCACGGCCUGGGUACCCGCUGGUACAUCUGCUGGCUCUGCCCACUCAUCCCCUCCCCACUGCCUGGGGACGGCAUCCACUUCCAGGUCACAGAGUCACUGGAGCUGGAUCCCAACCGCUCACGGUAACCCUGGUAAUGUGACGGACACAGGUGUGUGAUGAUGACAGUGACACCUUGCAGUGCAGGCGGGGGGUGUGGCCUUCGUGGAGAAGUUGACUGUAAAUCUGAAAGCCUCUUCACCCACUGCUUUCCCUGUUUUCUGAGUCAGUGAGUUGGUGGGUGGGACGGCAGGUGUAGCUGCAUUAUCUCAAGGUUGCUCUGUGGUACUUUGACCCAUUGUCUAUGUGCCGACAUUAUUUGAUCCAUUACCUAAGUCAAUCAGCUAAAUGAGAAAGCAUGUGUUUAUUGGUUUGCUUGCCUCAGCAGUUAAAACAAUGAAAUGAGCAUUGAAAUGUGAGUCCAAUGAAAUGAUGAAUCUUUUGAUUGUUCAUUGAUUGUACUGUAUUGAUUUCUUGCUGAGGUUUGCUGUGAAGGUAGGAUUGUUGAUUUGGAAGGAGAUCCCCCACACUUACUAGUGCUGGAACAAGUCUUUAUAAUGAUGUUGAUGUCCACUCUUUUCAUUGUUAUUUGUCCUGAUUGAGUGUGCCUUUGAUUUAGUUACCUACAAAACCUGCCUUGCCAAACCACACAUGUACACUUGGUGGACAGUUUAUUAAGUACACCAUCCCGUUCACGAAAGUGGAUCGCUCCUACAGACAAUGAGUCACGUGGCCGUGGCUUGCUAUAUAAAGCAGGCAGGCAGGCAUCGAGGCAUUCAGUUACUGUUCUAUUUGGGCUAAACGAGUGACCUAAGCGACUUUCAGUGUGUUAUGAUCGUCGGUGCCAGUAUCUCAGAAACGUCUUCCCUCCUGGGAUUUUCAUGCACGACAGUGUCUAGGGUUUCUCGAGGUGUGCCAAACAAGGAGUUUCUAGUAAGCAGCAAUCCUGUGGAUGAAUACAGCUCGGUGAUGAAGGAGAAUGGCAAGAAUCGUGGAAGCUAACAGGCAGGCCACAAACAAACCAAUAACGGCGCAGUACAUCAGUGGAGCGCAGAACGGCAACUCGGGAGGCACAACCCGGAGAUCCCUGUCAUGGAUUGGGCUAUGACAGCAGACGACCACCCCGUGUUCCACUGCUAUCAGCUAAAAACAACAAGAAGCGGCUCCAGUGGGCAUUCGAUUACCAACACUGGACAAUUUAGGAGUGGAAAAACAUCACCUGGAACAUGACAGCGAUUUCAGUUUACUUGAGUGGCCUGCACAGUCCCCAGACCUCAACCCAAUAGAGUAUCUUUGGGAUAAGAUGGAAUGGGCAAAAGGGAGUCCGACGCGGUACUUUACAUUUUUAUUUAACCUUUAUUUACUAGAUGGGUGUACCUAAUAAACUGGCCAUUGAGUAUGUUUUCACGUUAUGUUGAGUUUAAUUGAAGGCCUAUUGAUUGUGUUUUUACCUCGGAUGCACAGAUACAUAAAGAGAUUUAUUGUUAAUUGCAGCAUGGUAUGUUUUUCAAGUUUGAGAUAGGGAUGUUUAAAGGUCCAAUGCAGCCAUUUUUAGCUCAAUAUCAAUAUAAUUGUGGGUAACAAUUAAGUACCUUACUGUGAUUGUUUUCAUUUAACACGGUCAAAAAUAAACAAAAAUAGUUACUUUGCCAAGA